Molecule: messenger RNA, 782 nt
Organism: Medicago truncatula (barrel medic)
Lineage: Eukaryota; Viridiplantae; Streptophyta; Magnoliopsida; Fabales; Fabaceae
Product: protein yippee-like
Exons: 6
Coding region: 188-577 (129 amino acids)
Source: RefSeq, a predicted model, not a curated record
UUGCAUUAAUGAUUGUAGAUAAAAUAAAAACAAAAAACAUGAAAAAAAAAAAAAAAAAAACGCAUCUUGUCGUGUUCUACUUUUUCAGAAAAAGCGAUGUUUCAUUUCCUCUCUCUCCACAUUUCUUACGUACUCUUCUCUCCAAAACCAAACCAAAGUUAUUGCGUGGAAUUUUCUUAGUUGAAUUAUGGGAAGGUUGUUUGUUGUUCAUCUUGAAGGGAGGAUGUAUAGCUGUAAACACUGUAGAACACCUCUUGCUCUUUGUGAAGAUGUUGUAUCAAAGGCUUUCCACAGCAGACAUGGGAAGGCUUAUCUCUUCCGUAAGGUUGUGAAUGUUUCUAUUGGAGAAUUAGAGGAUAGAAAUAUGAUGACUGGGAUGCAUACUGUGGCUGACAUUUUCUGUGUCGGUUGUGGAUCAAUCCUCGGUUGGACAUAUGAGACUGCUCAUGAAAAAAGCCAGAAGUACAAAGAAGGAAAAUCUGUUCUCGAACGGUUUAAGGUGUCUGGUCCUGAUGGCGGCAAUUAUUGGGUGAGCCAUGCAACACAUGGUGUUGGAAGUGAUGCAGAUGAUGCUUAAUCAUCCCCUCCUCAUUGACAAUUGAAUUGUAUAUUCUUUAAUCCUCCUCUCUGUUGUUGUUCAAUGAAUUUGGAUUUAUAGGGAUAAUUUAGCAAAAUCAGCAUUUUGCCCCCGAAAACCAUUUGAAUUGGUGAUUCUCAUGUAAAAAUUUGAUGUUCAAACUUCUAAUCAAUCAUGUAUAUCAUGUUAAUUGUCUUCAUUUAGA